UGAUGACGAUGGCAGAUUAGACCCUUGUCACACCCUCCCUUGCAACAGCCCCUUAAGAGGCCUGACCCAACCUUCAGCAGAACAGCACCAGUGGGCCUAGAAUGGACAUCCUGGCCUGCAAAGGGAAAGAGGCAGCUGAGUCAGUGGCAGGCCCAAGUAUUUGUAUUUAAUGUGUUCUCGAUUAUCUGGGCAGGAGGGAGAUGAGGCAGGCAGAGGUGAGAAGGCCAGGUAGGGGAUGAAGCAGGCAGGAAGGGAAAGGGCAGCAGGGGUAGAGGUGCAAGUCUUGUCCCUUCUUCUCCUCUAGGCCCUCUGUACUCCCCACCACCCCCACUAUCUAACUUAAUACUUGACUUCCUUUCCAUCUCCCUUCAGGCCUGCUCCCUUGCCUGGUUCACCCCAGAACCAUCAGUGGAAAGAGCAGUAACUGCGGGACAGGAGUUAGGCAGAGGGGCUAAGGUGCUUGUUUCCCAAAAUUAGGGAUGAGGGGUAGGGGGUUGGUAGGUGAGAACGAAAUAAGUCAGUUUCCCAGAAUCCUCUGCAUGUUACCCAGGAUUCUCCAGGGAAAAAUAAGAAUAUACAGUUACCCACAAUUGGGGCGGGGGUGGGGGGACAUGAUGAAAAUGCCUAGUUACCCACAAUUCUCUAGGGGAACCAGAGAAAUCAAUUACCCAGAAUUCUUCCCAGGCAGCGGGGAGGGGAGGGAUUAGGGCAGGGGUCAGAUGUGUUCUUGGGAUGCUUAUGGGGAUUGGGUCAUUACCAAGAUUUCUCCAUGGCGGAUAUUUUGGAGCGCGUGGAAUUAAAACGAGUAGGGGGAGAGAAAGCGCCGUCACCUCCGCGGGAAAUUCCAGUUUCCCCAAUUCUCCCCCGCGCCUGACGGUCAACCAAACCCUAAGGCGGAAAGGACGUCGCUCUCCCAGUCAGAGCUUCCAAUCAGGAAGGGCGUGGGGCUCACCUAAGCCAAUCAGAAGGAUCCAGGUACAGACAGCUCCGCGAGAAGACGCGCGACGUAAGGGCUGGGCAAAGACAAGGUUACGGGCCCCCGGUGGGGACAAACGGUGUCAGACCCUAGCGGUAUUUGGUGUCGUGAAACGUAGCCUUUUCUCGUUUAAGCUUUCUUUGAGCAGAACUAGAGAACUCGCUUGGAAAUCGACCUUUCAUACUCCCUAGAACUUUAGAAACUCUAGAAUUAGGAACGCCCAAGGUAAAGUACUGGGAAUCGUCUGCUGGGUAUUCCCAGCAUGGUCCAGUCCACCCCCUCUGUCCGCGGUGCUCUUGUGAGCUACUCCGCCACCUUUCACCCUGUUGCCCCCGAAACUCGCCGGCAUUUCCUAUCAUUUUCAGGCAUGGAAGAGAAAAAAGGAAGCGGGAGCCAGGCUCUUAAGACGGCCCAGCUAGCCGUGGCUUUUACGAUUCUGCCUCCCAGAAUGGGGCCACAUUUGGGAAGAAGACAGGAGAUAUUAAACACAAGUGAGGACUUACCAAGAGAAGAGGAAGAUGAUGAGACUACACAGGAGGUCCCCCGCAUCCAGUGUGAGGAUGGCUGUGAUCCCCAAGGACUCGAAGACAACAGUCAGUUCUGCUUACAAAGGAUCCACCAGGGCCUGGUUUUUUAUGAGAAGCUGCUGGGCUCAGACAUUUUCACAGGGGAGCCUUCUCCACUCCCCGACGGCCCCAUGGGCCAGCUUCACGCCUCCCUCCUGGGCCUGAGGCAACUCUUGCAGCCUGAGGGUCACCACUGGGAGACUGAGCAAACUCCAAGCCCCAGUCCCAGCCAGCCAUGGCAGCGCCUCCUUCUCCGCUUCAAGAUCCUUCGCAGCCUCCAGGCCUUUGUGGCUGUAGCUGCCCGGGUCUUUGCCCAUGGAGCAGCAACCCUGAGCCCCUAAGGCCAACGGCUUAAGGAUGGCACCCAGAUCUCCAUGGCUCAGGAGGGCUGAAAUCAAUCAGCUCAGGCACCUGGGAGCCGACAAGUUAAUUAGUCCAUUAAUUCUAAUGAGACUUGCGUAUGUUGAAAAUUACCAAUACUAACUUAUGCUGCUGAUCUAGGACCAAGUUGAGUAUUUAUUAAAAAGGAAGGGAAAACUUGAGAUUAUUUAUCCUCAGGGCAGCAGUUUGGGGAGGAUUAUUUAUUAUAUUUAUUCUGAAUUAUGUACUUUUUUCAAUAAAGACUUAUUUAUGUGGA
Molecule: messenger RNA, 2179 nt
Organism: Lontra canadensis (Northern American river otter)
Lineage: Eukaryota; Metazoa; Chordata; Mammalia; Carnivora; Mustelidae
Gene: IL23A
Product: interleukin 23 subunit alpha
Exons: 5
Coding region: 1239-1883 (214 amino acids)
Biological process (GO): immune response; positive regulation of T cell proliferation; positive regulation of T-helper 17 cell lineage commitment
Cellular component (GO): interleukin-23 complex; extracellular region
Molecular function (GO): cytokine activity
Source: RefSeq, a predicted model, not a curated record